AGUAUAUUGAGAAGAUAAAUACUAGUUCUUGCAUGUGUAACCCGGAGGUAUGAUGAAUCAAGCAGUCAAGCACAUCCAGACGACGGCUCGUUAGGCUACUCCAGUCUCAUAUUUUCUUAAUUUUCUUACUCAUUUCUUGGAGUGGAGCAGCAAUGUCAGAAGAUGAACAGCAUACUCAAAGCGAGCAGCAGGAGGGGGGGGAGGAGGCGACAGCAGCAGGACAAGAGACCCCCCAGGUGAAUGGUGUUGAAGCCCUUAAGUCUCAUGUUUUGCAGCACAAGGUGGACACAGCACUAUGGGCUACACGAGCACUCACCCUCAUCUUCUGCAUAUCCUACCUUAUACCAAUUUUUGGGAAUCCUCACAGUAGUUACCAGAAAGUAUUGAUGAGUAAUGCUGCUACAUCUGCCCUGAGACUUCACCAGCGAAUCCCAUCAGUCCAAUUCUCACGAGAGUUCUUUGCUCAGCUGUUGAUGGAAGACUCGGCACACUAUCUUCUCUAUUCUCUGAUCUUCAUGUAUACAGCUCCAAUCACAAUGGUCUUGGCCCCAAUAUUCCUGUUUGCUCUGUUGCACUUUGCCAGCUACUCUCUAGGACUUUUAGAUGUCAUGGGCCAGUACAAUGCCUUGGGAUCACGGUUUCUCAUCUCACUGGUAGAGUUUCAGCACAGAAACAUUCUUCGUGGAGCUGCAUUUGUGGAGAUAUUUCUCAUGCCCCUCUGCAUCCUACUACUAUUUCUUGGCAGAGUUAAUUUGUUGACGCCAUUCGUGUACUACCGAUUUCUGACUCUAAGAUACUCAUCACGGCGUAAUCCUUAUACUCGCAACAUGUUCCAUGAGCUUCGAAUGACUAUGGAAUAUACUGUCAACAAACCUGGUAUUCCAGUGUUUCUGCGCACUGCUGUCAAUCGUGCCAUUGCCUUCAUCUCAGGAUUGGCUCCUGCAGGUGCUUAUCAGUAACCUUAAGUGUAUGUAGAUCUUAGUCUUAGAUAAAUAGAGAAUAUAAACUGGAAAUGCAGGGCAAAACAAUAUUUUUUAUUUAAUAGUAAAGGUAAAGAACAAUAUUUUCCAUAAGGAAUGGGCUGUAGAGGUUUCAUUAAAUUAUCAGAUGAACCUUUCGUUGUUCUUUAAUUAAACAUAUUGAGGACCAAUGAAAUGUGUUAUAUAACUUAUUAUCAUUUGAGAAUUAACUUUAAAUUUAUACCAUAAAUAUAGAAUAGAAAUUAUUUAAAUUAUUUUUAUUGCUAGAAAGUGGUUUUUAGUACAGUACAGUUUUAUAAAGCUGCACCAAGGUGACUUUUUCAGUUCUACAGAUGCUGAAACUUUGAUCAUGAUGUUGCUUCUUCUUGGAAUGUAAUUAUAACUUUAAAGCGAUACUAGUAAAUGUUGUAUGAAGGGGUAUUUAAAAUCUUGCCUUAUAUAUGAUGUAGUAAUAGUAUAUCCCAAAUUAACUCGUGAAGGUUGACAGGGUUACUUUUUCUCAGUAUUGUUAUAAUAUACCGUAUUAGGAUUGAAAAAAAAAUAUUCAAAUGAGGACUUGUACAAAAUAAAAUGAGGUGAAUAGUGCACAAGUUGUUGUAUACUGAUAUAUGCUGUAUAUAAAAAAACUGGUCAGCUAAAUGUGAAAACCAAGACUUAAUCAUCCCCAUUUCUAUUAGUAUAUUACUUCCCAGCAUUAUGGGAGACAUUGUAAACAGACCUUUGACCCUUCUAAAUGGAAAUGUUAAGAAAUUUAUUUUAAAAUGGUUUUAUGUUACAAGAUUAAAAAAUGGUGCCACCUCAUUAAGAGUAUCAGAUACACGUUGUAGUGUUAAUCUUGUUUUAGAUAUAAAUGGAGUACUUUUCAAAUUGAAUUACACCCUUAAUGAUUGGUUGCUCUUGUUUUAUAUCAUGUAUUGAUGGUAUUGUUUUUAAGUUAAAACUGUGUGUGUUGUGUGUGUUGUGUGUGUUGUGUGUGUUGUGUGUGUUGUGUGUGUUGUGUGUGUUGUGUGUGUUGUGUGUGUUGUGUGUGUUGUGUGUGUUGUGUGUGUGUGUGUGUGUGUGUGUGUGUGUGUGUGUGUGUGUGUGUGUGUGUGUGUGUGUGUGUGUGUGUGUGCGCGCGCGCGUACUCCUAUACAGUGGACCCCCGCUUAACAAUCACCUCCCAAUGUGACCAAUUAUGUAAGUGUAUUUAUGUAAGUGCGUUUGUACGUGUAUGUUUGGGGGUCUGAAAUGGACUAAUCUACUUCACAAUAUUCCUUAUGGGAACAAAUUCGGCACCUGAACAUACUUCUGGAAUGAAAAAAUAUCGUUAACCGGGGGUCCACUGUAUGUGGUUGCAGGAGUCGAGUUCCAGCUCCUCAGACUGUCUGUUUGCCAGAUUCGUUCCCUCCUAGCCUCAUGGGCACUGUUGUACCUGCUCUUAAAACUAUUAAUGUAUGAAGCCUGCCUCCAUCAUGGCCUCAUCAAGAAUGUGGUGGAGUGAAUCCAAACAACAACUUAACUGACUAAUCUUGGUCUGUCCAGAUUAAUUUGCAACCUUUUCUUGUCUUCUGGUUUUAUUCUUAUUACUUUUACAUCAGCAAACAGGAAUAGAUGUGACUCAAUCCUAUUUGGUAUAUCAUUCACAUUAACCAGAAGCAGUAUUGAUCCUUGCAAAACCCUACUUGUAUUCUUCCCCAUUCUGACAUUGUUCCCAAAUAAUUACUUUGUUUCCUUCCCCUAAGGUACUCUGGAGUACAUAUCCUGUUUUUCCAGAGUGCACCUCACAUUUUCACUCUGUUGUGGGGUAGAAUAUCAAAUGCCUU
Cherax quadricarinatus is the source of this 2785-nucleotide messenger RNA. It is a transcript of the gene Kr-h2, whose product is annotated as Krueppel homolog 2. Gene Ontology annotation, cellular component: membrane; endoplasmic reticulum. The record is from RefSeq and is a predicted model, not a curated record. Gene Ontology annotation, biological process: endoplasmic reticulum tubular network organization; membrane organization. NCBI's taxonomy places the organism in Eukaryota, Metazoa, Arthropoda, Malacostraca, Decapoda, Parastacidae.